Molecule: messenger RNA, 2082 nt
Organism: Cucurbitaria berberidis CBS 394.84
Lineage: Eukaryota; Fungi; Ascomycota; Dothideomycetes; Pleosporales; Cucurbitariaceae
Exons: 5
Coding region: 1-2082 (693 amino acids)
Source: RefSeq, a predicted model, not a curated record
AUGCAUGCAGCAGAUUUUUCGCCCCUGUACACCAAAGCUGGUAGUGUCGUCGGCCAUGCUCACCCGUCGCCUGGCAAACCAAUCAUCCCGACUGAUGACACGCAACACCUUCGAGACCUCGUCGCUAGCGUCCCCUUCAACGUAACCCUGGAUGGGCUUGGUACAAAAGACAAUGCCACGGCAUCCGACUUGCUCUUUCCGCGGGUGCGACGUUCUCCAUUUUCUGAUGAAGCGAUCAGUCACCUCGAUGUCGUCUCAUGUUGGAAAGGAAUAUCUCACUCACAGGGUGUCGAGCUCGAACUUUGGCAGCGCCUGUUCCGAAAGUGUUUGGCGUCACAGGUCGAAGAAGGGUUACGGGAUAUCGUCACCAACCGUCUGAUUGAAUACCAAAGGCAAAUUGACGAGACUAUGCUGAUCCCACGCCUCGCUCUUAGCCUUUCGGGCACGAGUCGACAAUGCAUCGACAUCAACAUCACUAGACUCAUCCGCGAGAUCAUGGAAACCUUCUAUGAAUGUCAUCACGAGGCUACUCCAGAAUGCUUUGCUUGGUCGCUUGGAUCUGGAGAUCUCCCGAGGUUCUUGUACAAUUUUCUACGCACGCAGGAUUGUUUUCGCCAUACGCUUACAGGCCCGGCCGUGUUGGUCAACGUUUCUUCUCUCAGCUGUACCAGUUCCGUUCUUGCGGUAGUCGCCAACUUGGCCUGGCAACCACCCGAUAUCAGGUUCAAUGACAUUCCUAAAAAUGUCAUCGCUGGCGAGAAAAUCUGCAUUAUCCCUCGUCAUGUGGAUACAACUUUGCAAUACCAAUCUACGAGCCUGUACCCAAUGUCCGAUCGUACGCAUUAUACAGUGUCGGGGCCCUCUUUGAACCUAAAGCGCGACCCCAACGACGACUUCUUCCGUGGACGCGUUCCCUGUUGGACGAAUGAGCAGCAAUGUAAACCUUCGGUGGCUGAGACAGUCUUAUCCGCGAAUAUUGUCACGCCUUUCUCCGAAACCGUGCGAUUCGCACGAACCUCACGAUACAUCAUCAAGCUUCAUGUGACGCACGCCGAGUGCCUUGGCUUAGGGCGUCCCCAUUCUCCCACAGAGACAGAGGUUAAUUGGGUGCCCUCGUAUACUAGCACACCACUGUCCAAGACGCGGCACAACGAACCGAAGGAGGCGAUAGAUUACGCCUUCAGCCAUGCCCAACUCUGUCGUAGUCCCGUGUCCUCCGAGAAGGAUGCAGCAGAGGAUAAGGCCACAAGUCCGUUCCGACCGAAUAACCACCUCUUCAACCCAAGUGCGCAGAUUCAGUCGCCAAUGAAACGGAAGGCACCGCAGUCCAGGAACCCCACUCCCGCGAUGAACAAACGCUUUGUCUUGGAUAGUGUCGAGAACCUUACCUUAGACAUUGACUCCAAACGCUGUAGGCUUGUACAGGCUCAGGACCAAGAUGUGAACAUGUAUGGUAUGCCUCCUGGGCCUAGCCGAACUCCGCCAAGAGAACCUACUUCCCCGGCCAGUUGUCUCACUGGUAUCACCUUGGAUUACACUGGCAAAGCGGAUCUUACUACCGCCACUCCUGGUCCCGUGCACGAAGAGCACGACUCUCCGUGCUUAGGUAUCGACAGGCGAUCAACCACCAACGCCUGCUCGACAUGUCAGCACCAAAAGCCUCCAGCAGCCACAUUGAAAGCCAGAGCCACACAGACCUCAUUCAGCUGGAAACAAUGUAACACCCCUCCCUAUAUGGACAGCGACAACUCCAGUGUCCCUAACAUCAUCCCACCCAACACAUGCACCAACGCCACUCACUCCAAGCAUUCUACCGCUCUUGACCUCUCCCAGGAGCAGAUCCAGCACAACUACCAAGAGUUCUUAGAGCAGGCUAAACGCAAAGCCUUGGAGAAGGCCUAUCAAGCUGCUAUCAUACCGCUCUUUGACGGAAAGGUUAGCCCGACCAACGACGCGGAUAGGAGCUUUGAGCAGGUUUUCUUUGCGGAUACGGAUAGUGAGGUGGGUGAGUGGACUUGUACUUCUAUAUCUGAUGUUGAUGGGUUGAGUGAGGGGGUGGAGAGUGUGGAUAUGGAGGCGUGA